This is a messenger RNA of Culex quinquefasciatus (southern house mosquito), 9420 nucleotides long. RefSeq names its product broad-complex core protein. The record is from RefSeq and is a predicted model, not a curated record. NCBI's taxonomy places the organism in Eukaryota, Metazoa, Arthropoda, Insecta, Diptera, Culicidae. Gene Ontology annotation, biological process: regulation of transcription by RNA polymerase II. Gene Ontology annotation, cellular component: nucleus. The transcript has 8 exons. Gene Ontology annotation, molecular function: protein binding. Bases 1227 to 3074 code for a protein of 615 amino acids.
UCAGCAAAAGAUUUCUAACCGCCAAACUGAACAUACACGCAAUUACAUCCGCGGUCUUAGUUCGUUAAGUUUUUAGUUCUUCGGCAACAGUUUCCUUAGAAAAAUUCGCCAAGUUCUCGGAAAACUUCCCCAAAAAAACGCAUCUUACAAAAUUUACGGAUUAUCAAGAUUGGGGCUCAAAACAAGAAAAAAGCAAGGAAUUUUCGGUUAAAAAUCACAUUUCAUUCGAUGUGCGACUAAUCUAACCAACUACAAGUAUCAGUGCAAUCGACGUGGCCAUGCCAAAUUCAAAUUCUUCAAAGUGUGUGCUGCGGGAAUCGUACUAGAGUCAAUGGCGACUAGGAUCGCGCUAGUCUAAGCGCGAACGCGCAAAUAUUGAUAACGACGAGGAAAAAAAUUAAAGUAAUUAGCUGGGCGCGCGCUCUCUCACCGAAAAAUUUCGGCAAAGAGAAUCAUCAGAGCUGUUUAUAUAUGUGAUAUUUCCCCGAGAGGAGACGACGGUGGUAAACGCGAAAAAAACUAUAUACAUUAAAAAGGCAACUACACCAUUCGCAAAAUGUGAAAAAGUAAAAACGAUUUUUUCGUCUUGACUGUGUGAACGUUUUCUAUCCUUUUUUAUUACUGCAGUACAUGCUCUAUUUUUCGCAUUUUCGUACCACACUGGUUACAAUAUUUAGUUUGUGCUCUACUGUGUGUCGGCAUCAGCAGGCCGAAGAGUUGAUGCAAGAAGGAAAAAUGGCACUCCGUAAUACCUCAUUUUCUGCAUUUUCAAGUGACUGUGUUAAUUUUCAGAGCAAUUGAUUUUCUUCAAACUAUAAUAAGUGAUACUAUUGGUUAGUUUUCGUGUGUGAUAAGAAGAAGAAAAUAGUUAAAACAAAAAAUCAAGCAGGCAAAUUUCCACAAAUAAAAAAAAAGAAAAAAUACAAACGUGCUCAAAAUGAUUCGCCAACAUGAAUUCAAAUCGGUUCGUGCCAUCGUGGAUGGGCUCUUAAAACAUUGUUGAAAAGUUUUGAAAACAUUACAAAGCCGAAUUUUCUACAAAGUGUGCCAUGCAAGUGCCAAACGUUGCCGUUGUAUAACGACCAUCAACCCGUUGGAUAUUACGCGAAAAACUUGCCCCGAUAAACGCCAAUCUUUGGAGUACGAUAAUUCCGUACUUCACAGGACUGUAGCACAGCUGAAAGCAUUCCGACGGUGACGGUGAGGUUCGGAAAAUAACCUGCACGAUGGUGGACACACAGCACUUUUGCCUGCGAUGGAACAACUAUCAAAGCAGUAUCACCUCUGCUUUUGAAAAUUUGCGCGACGACGAAGACUUUGUCGACGUGACGCUGGCCUGCGAUGGGCGAAGCCUGAAGGCUCAUCGCGUCGUCCUGUCCGCGUGCAGUCCCUACUUCCGGGAACUGUUGAAGAGCACACCCUGCAAGCAUCCAGUGAUCGUACUCCAGGAUGUGGCAUUCACAGAUCUCCACGCACUGGUCGAGUUCAUCUACCACGGUGAAGUGAACGUGCACCAGCGAUCUCUCAGCUCCUUUCUGAAAACGGCUGAGGUGCUGAGAGUGUCCGGACUGACGCAACAGCAAGCCGACGAAACACACAAUCUAGCACAAGUACAAACAUCUACCGGCUCUGGCAACCGGACGCCGGUCGGUCACCACCAUCCCAGCUACGCGGAUAAGCUGGUAGAGGACGCACUGUUUGCGCAAGGUGUCCAAGUUCCGGCCUCCCACCUGAACAGCCUGCACCACAGUCCGGCAGCUCACGGUGGUUCCACGGUAAAUCAGCUGCUGAGAAGGGCUGCGGCCGCCGCCGCCCUCCGGCGCGAACGCAACAAUUCCAACCAGUCCGAUGAGCUUUCGCUGAAGCGUCAUCGAAUGUCGACAGACAACAACAUUCUCGGCAAUAACAACAACCUAGACGUGGUGAGUCACAUGCCGCAAAUAACUGCGACCGACUUCUCAACGAGCAUGAAAACAAACAGCAGCGCUCCUCAAUCCCCUCACAUUAAGGAGCAACAUCGGCAUGAUAGCAAUAAAACACCCAACGGCAACAACAACAACAGCAUCAAUAUCAACAACAACACAAACAAUUUAAACAACAACAACAAUAACAACAACAACAAUCUGAACGCCCACAGUAAGGACAUUUCCAAUGUGGGUGGUGAUCAAUCCUGCGGAAACAUGACCGGCAGCAUAGCGACGAACGGGGGCAGUGGCGGCGGCGGUGGAGGGGGCAGUAUGGGCUCCAACACUGACAAGGAAAGCCUCACACCCUCCCCGUCCGUGCGCUCCAACGACGACGUCAAGUCGGAACCGAUGGAACUGGUGUGCAGUAACGUUGAACAUGACAACAGCUCCGACUCGAUCGUUGACGAGCAGCACGACAUGCAGCACCCUGUGGACAUGAAGGGACCCAUCAAUUCGCCGCGUGAGGACGACAUGGAUAGCAGCAUACAUUCCCACACGGCGCCUCCGUUCCUUAUCUCGCCCGGAGAUAGCAAGUUGUUUGCGCCGCCCGGGUCAUUCAACUUCUCCAUGGCUGCCUUGGCGGCUGAUCCUGCUGCACUUGCAGGUUUCAACUCACAAGCGCUACAAGCUGCAGAACUUGCUGGUUCACCGCAAGGUAUGGCAGGCACGGGACGACCUUCAUCACCAUCGGACGUGAGCCAUCAUGCCGGUGUCAUCGGUGGCGGUGGCGGAGUGAACCGGUUGAGUCUACCGCUACCGCUAACGGCCUGUCAUCGGUGUGAUGUUUGCGGUAAAUUGUUAAGUACAAAACUCACCCUCAAACGACACAAGGAACAGCAGCACCUGCAGCCGCUGAACAAUGCCGUCUGCAAUCUCUGCCACAAGGUUUUCCGCACACUCAAUAGUCUCAAUAAUCACAAAAGCAUUUACCAUCGCAGACAGAAGCUACUCCACCAUGGUGGCCAUCAUGGUCAUGGCCAGCACCCGUUUGCAUCCGUUAGCAGCGUUAGCCCGUUGCACCACCCAUCGCAGCAUGCGCUACUUAGCGAGGCUUCCGGUGCUGGCUGUGAUCUGAAGCAUAAUAUUGCAAAGUUGGAGUUUCUCUAAACUCACGCCUACUACCACUCAUUGAUUGGACGCCGAUUGCAAAUGUUUAACAGGGACGGCACAUAAAUGGAAAAUCCCCUUUCAGUGUACACUGCUGAACUAAAAGAAAACAAAUUUGGACCCUUUUUUGGCUAAAUUUCAAAAAUAUAGGCGAUACAUGCACCCAAAUACUCACAUGCACAACAAUUUGAUGGAAAACUUGAAGCCUGAAAAAUUCAAGUCUAAUACAAAGCAAAGACAGUGGUCAAUUUUGGUUUAAAGAUUGCUGAAUGAAAAAUGCGAUGAUUUUAAGAAUUACUACUCUGCCCCUAGACGACUGAUCGACGUUGGAGACAGAUUUUUUUUCAGCAGAGCGAUUUCCCUAAAGUUUGAUGUUUGGAAUUAAUUCAAUUGCUUUCCAACAUUCUGAUCAUUACAUAUUGUUUAAAACUGGUGCUACAACAUUGUUUGGGUCAAAGUUUAGAAGAAAAACCCAACGGUGUUAACGUCACGAUUCUUAGAGAAACGCUAAAUUGUUAUUCAUAGCGUUCAUCCAUUACACUAGCUACAAAAAUUUGAAAAAAAUGACUGCGCAGGUUCAACUCGAGGUGAAGCAUGAAACACGUAAGUGAUGCACCAUAAUGGGUUUCCUUUUGUUUUUGCUAAAGUGAUUUAGAUUAAUUUUCAAUGUUGUUCACUUGGGAAUUAGUGGCUUGCUUAAAACUAACUUAACCUAUCACGGAUUUUUUUGCGGAACACGUCCGUAUUUGAUAACGAAACCCCCGAGGGUUUUCAUUUAUUCUGCUGCGGUUGAGCAUCGGAGCAGAGUUGUGGACAUCUCAUGGAAAAUCCUUAGUAGUUCAUUCAUGGUGUAGAGCCGCUGCGACGAACACGCGGUUGCUCCACCCUCUGCGUUUUGGUUGACUGAGUCAGCUCCUCUUGGUGUUGGUGUCGGUUUUGGCCGCUCGGGAAUGGGGCCUGUUGGCACUGGCUGUGGAGGAAAUUCGGGACUGGCUGGACAUUCCACUGUUUCUUCGGGCCGGAAGCUUUCUUCCGGAUUUCGAUGAAUCCAUUCCUUGCUGGACACUUUGCGUCGGUGCCGGGGUGGCAGUCCUCCGCAGUUACCACACUUCGUUUCAGCUGCGCAAGCGUUGUUCUCGUGUCGACCCCCACCGUUGGAACACCGUCAUGCAGCAGUUCCGAGUGCCAUGACCAAAACGAAGGCACUUCUGGCAUUGUGUUACGGACUUGUUCGUCCUCCUGUAGGGUUCCCACCGAAUCGUCCGUAUUUCCUUCAGCUGGUUCAGGGUGACCCUUUUUCGAGGUGCACUAGAAACAAGUAGUCCCGGUAGUUUUUCUCCAUUUGAUCCUUGCGGGUCAUCUUCAAGACUUCAGUGGCCGAAGAUCCAGCCGCUCCAGUUCCGAUUGGACGCUUUCCACAGUACAGUCUGGGAGGCCGCGAAUGACCUUGAAUAGACGAGACCCAAGGAGGUCAUGGGUGUAAAGUUCGUAGAACCUCCGUCGGAGAUGUUGGCCCACUUGUUUGAAAUCCUCCAGUUUGUAGCAGAAGAUUUUGGUCCCCUCGCUGCAGAGCUUGAAUUCGGCCACCGCCUAAGUUUUUGCUCGUUGUGAAAAUCGGUGGAAAUUUCUCCUUCCUCGCCUUCUUCACCGGGUUCCCGUCUUCAUCAACAAGUGAAGCGAACUUGUUGUUGUUGAGCAACGCCGAAUCGGUGGCGUCUCCUGGCUUGGCCCUCUUGGAUCCUGCUCCUCCGCCUUCUGUCAUUGUCUUCUUCCAAGCUUCCUCAAGCAGCUGCUGGAGUGGUCUUUCUAUUACUUCCAGAUGAGCGACGAAAAAAUUGACGUGUUGCUUCGUCGACAGUCUGAACGAGAGUCAUCACAAUACGUGGGAGUAGCGAACAGCACUAAUUCUCCAUACAAACUUUGGAGACAAACCAUUCGGCCCUGUCUAAAUAUUUUUGAAAAAUUCAAAGUACACGUGUUUCUGAGGACCUCAAACUACAUGCUUCCCCCCGAGUUGAGACUGCUCAGAAAUGUUGUUGGUCGGUGUUAUAAACCACCUAAUGCACAGUUUUAGCGGUUUUGACCAACAUGCUAAUAAAACAAAUAAAACAACAAAUUACAUAAACUUGAAAAUAAUUAGAUCUGCAGUUGAUGUUUUUCCCUAUUUAAUAAAGAUUCACGCAAAAAUUGGCACAAAUAUGUAUGCUUUUUCUAAAGACUAUUUCUACCUUAAGAAAACGUAAAUGAUACAAGUUUUAUAUCAGUAAGAAAGAACUUAUUUGAGUUUACAGAAGAUUUUUGUAUUAGUUUUCACUAGAAAUGAACGCGCUAAGCUGUUUACGUAUUGGACACUUUAUUCACUCAAUACAAAAACUCUGAAUUGUUGUAUUUUACGUGGAUUAGUCGUCUGAUAUCAGUACUUAAAAGCUUAGUAUUUUUCCAGAUUUGAUUUCCGUACCGUCAUCAGGGGUGACAUUGGGUCUGGAGGGUGAGAUUGGGUCAUAUAAAAAUGCUGAAAUUUGUAUGACCUAAUUUCACCCCACAGACCCAAUGUCACCCGUGAUAACGGUGCUAAAAUAAAAUCGAAUUGAUAUGAAUUAUUUAAAGUAACGCAGGCAAUUUUGGGUCUUUAAAAAUCAUAAGCUUCCAUUCAGUUCACCUGUAAAUUAUAAAUUUAAUUCUAAAUAAGAUCGCUGGGUUCACUCUGUACACUGAAACAAAAGCCAUUCGCAUGAUGCCCGUCUUCGUCAAUUAAAUCAAAACCAAGUUAAUAUUUGACACACUAAAAUUCAAAACAAAACUAGACGAAAUUACGUUAAGAAAUCAUUCAACACUAAAAAUGUUUAAAGUAAUUGUGAUUCAAUUUUAUUUCUUAACAUAGCCGGUAAUACUCAUGUUCAGUGGAAGAAUGCAAACGCAAACAAAAACAUAAAAAGAUUCAAACGAAAUGUAUGUCAAAAUCGAAUAUACAUUAUAAUUAUCGUGAUCAAAAGUUCUUUAAAGCCUCUGACAAGUUAGUUUGCUGCCUUUAUUUUUACGUCGUUAGUGAGCUCAUAAAUUGUUGAAAUUUUUUUAAAUUCAUCAUAUUUAUUUAUUAGCAAUUUCACAAAACGCUAGAUUCAAAAUAUUAUUUUUACUCUUCAUUACUUUUUUUACAUUUAUCAGCAAAUCUUUCCUAAAAUGGUUAUAGGUGUUAUACAGCUGAAUAGAGUUCUUUAUUUUUAACAUAUUAUACACAUAUAUUAUAUACAUUUUUUUUUAACACAGCUACUCGUUACUUUCACAUUUUCGUACGCGACAGCUCUGUAUUUCAUUGUUUCACUAAUCCAGAGGUACUCUUCAAAAUCGAGCUUAGACAAUAUCGGAGAUGACAAAAGCGAAAGAAAGAACAAAGAUCGUUAAAACAAGCCAAUACAUGUUUCUGUUUUAAAAGCAAAUAUUAAAAAUACAACCACAACAAACUGAUGCUUUAAAAACAACUCUCGUGUCAAGAGCAUCUCGAGAGCAUUGUACUUAGACGUACAUACUUAACCAAAUUGUAGAUGCAUCGGAACAUCUGAAUGCGGACAACUUACUUAAAUUCUUCUCUAAAAUUUCGUUGCUGGCAAAUUUUGUGUUGAAAAACAGCAUAGAGCAAUUGUCAUUUUGUAAAAUGAUGUGCAAUAUUGAAAGUUUGCAUUUCACUUUUGACAGUUUUUUUUAUAUAUAACUUUAGUCUAGGAUGUACGGGGCUAAUUUGGUAUUUCAUUCUAUAACAACAACGAAUUAGACCGUACAAGUUGAUCAAAGCAGAGUUUUAUGUUUGAAAAUGUAUGCAAAACACUUUGUAAAAAAUAUCAGUUCAAUGAAACGUUAGUAAAGGUUAACGGUAUCUAAUUGAAUUUCUUUUAAUUUUUUCUUUUUUUUUGCCACUUUUUUCAUACUUUUUUUUUCAACACGUUAUAACAAAAAAUGGAAGAAUUUUUUUUAUACAAUAUGAAGUUCUUGCAGUUCAAUGUAAAUUUUUGAUUCUAUAGCAAAAUUAACUAUUUUGUAGAACCUUAGACAACCUUGAUCUAACAAAUUCAUUCAGCUGUAACAAAGCAUUCUUAUCAGAAUCAUCCGUUGUUCUACUAGGUGCGUCAAACGAAAAGAAAUUAAAAGAAUAAAAUUGCGGUAAACCAAGAUUUUACCUGGCAUCUUACACAAAAAACAGCAUUUAGCAAAAAGAGUUUAUAAGUUGUUCGACGACUGACUAGAUUUAAAACGCAGCGCAAAAACAAAAGAUGAAGAAAAAACAAAUAAAAUAUUUAACAGAGCAAGUAAAUCGCUAGAGCGGAGCAAGAAAAGACAUUCAAAAUUUUGUAGUUACCACGUAUAAACUAGUAUUAAACACAAUGAGGGAUUUUUAACGAAGCGACGUAAUGAAAAACGAAAUCUUGCUCCUAUGCUUUUACUCGCGGGUGCGUCAAAGUAAACACUAAAGAAGCAACAACUAUACAAUUUAACGUGAAUUGGAAUGUGAUUUAUUUCGAAAUUGACGUUUAUACAAAAUUCGGAAUUCAAAAUUGUUAUUAAAUAUAUUAUUUAUGCAAAAAAAGUUUGUGAUUGUCUACAAGACUGAAAAAUUAAAAAUAUAUUUUUUAAACGUAAAUUAUCGGAUUGGGCUAAAAUUCAUAAGGAAAAAGUGUAAUUUAAAGUAAUCAAACAAAAGUCUGAUUUUGAUAAUUCGAUACCAAAAUUAUUAUAAUUAAAGAAAAAUAUAUUUAUGAAAUCAAUCUAAAUCUGGCAAUUUUUAGAAGACUUUAAAUUAAUUUUAUUUAUAUUUUUUGUUAUUUAUGUUAUGCUAAUUUAUUAUUCUCGACAAUAUACAGAAAAAAAAAAACAAAAUCGGAAUAAACACAAAAAUUUAAAAUCUCAUUUCCUCUUCUUUGCAAAAAAAAGUAAACAUAGAUACAGUCCCUCCGCAUAUGUUAGCUGUUUUAAAGAACAAAAUACAAACUUUGAAAAAUACACACACCCACACAAUUAUAGAGAAAGGAACGCAUUGUAUAUAAUUAAACUAUUCUACACGUUGUAUCAAACACACACACAAACAGAUUUACUAAAAAUGACUGCAAAUAGCUUAAUCUAACUACUUACACACAUAUUGAAGACUCCGCUGAUUAUCCCAAAAUUGAUUUGUUGCGAAGAAGAAUAGUUCUCGUUCUGUUCAAUCUCUAAUGCCGGAAACGCAUUAAAAUCUUAUCGCUAAUCAUAAUGAGAAAAAAAAACAUGCGAACAACAGCUACAACAAACAUAUAUAAGCAGAACAUUUAUUCAACAACUAUCCAUUAGCUCCUUAAUGCAAGUACAGAACUCAAAAACACACACACAUAAUUACAGAGAGAACGCGCUAAUUUGAAUUGAACUGCAAAAACGAAGUUAACUUUAUAGCUGUCGGCCACCAUUGCUAGUACCAACCACUAGUGUCUUCCUUUUAACUACAAGGACUUCACCGCCCUGGGCUCCUAAGUGUUUGAGUACGGCACGGAGCGACGGCGCCGGAUACCCAUAUUUACACUUAGAAUUUUUAGAGCGCCCGCCGCGGGGUUCGAACUGUUGGAACCACUGACAGCUGUUAAAAGCACGUGACCACGUCAAUCGUCAAUUUGACAGCUAAUUUUAGGAGUUUUACGUUCGAUUUAGUGAGAUCCAAAUUAGCGCAUUCGCUCUGUAUAAUAUAGCUACAUUUGAUUUGUUCAACGUCUACAAGCAAGUAAUAGAAAUAUAAUAAAGAUUUUAAGGAUACACUCACACACCCACACUUAUGUAUGAAGAAUACAAAAGGAGGUUUAAUUUUUACAAUUAUCACAUUGAAUAGCUCAUUAUAGAAUAUUUUUUUGUACGUUUAAUGCUAAUUUCAUAUCACUAUAUAGUUAAUUGUUCAAUAGUAAGGAACACAGUAGAGAACAGGUAUAUGUUGAAGCAUUUUAAUCCAAUUCCAAGUUACUGAAUUUUGGCAUUUAUAUAAGCACAGGUGAAGUGAAUGUUUCGUUUCUAUAGACAUUACGAAAAGUUCCGUUCUUACAACAACAACAACAACAACAACAGAAACAAAAACAGAAGAAAUUGAUAAGCUGUAGCAUUUUAGAAGGUAGAAUUAGUAUGAUAUAAACACGAUCUGAAUCUAUUUUCCGGCGUUCUAAAUAACUGUUACGCAUCGGCAAGUAUAAAAACAAAACCACAAAACAGUGAAUCGAAGGAUAUAUUUAUUUACAUGAUCACACAAGCGAAUUAAGAAGAAAUCUGUAUGAAUCCGCAAAAUUAUUAAUUAAUAAACAAACAAACAAACAAUAUAUUUCUUCUUAGAAUUACCGUUGAAUAA